CGUCCUGUCUUUGACAGUCCUUUCAGGAGAAUCAUUUGCCACACGCAUGCGCAGAUUGAUUGUAAAGCGGGCCUUGAAUCAUGUCAAGACACGGUCGAAACGGAGGAGACUCCAAGAUUUAUGUCGGUAACCUGGGCACUGGUGCAGGGAAAGGAGAGCUAGAGCGGGCGUUCGGGUAUUACGGACCUUUAAGAACCGUGUGGAUUGCUAGGAACCCCCCGGGCUUUGCCUUUGUGGAGUUUGAAGACACCCGGGAUGCAGAAGAUGCGGUCCGAGGCCUUGACGGCAAGUUGAUUUCUGGAUCUCGAGUUCGAGUUGAAUUAUCUACAGGAAUGCCGCGGCGAUCUCGGUACGAGCGUGCGCCCACCAACCGGCCCUUUGACUCCAACGACAAGUGCUAUGAGUGUGGUGAGCGGGGGCACUAUGCCUACGACUGCCACCGCUACGGUCGACGAAGGAGGACCAGGUCCCGGUCUCACUCCAGGUCCGGUGGGAGGAGGUACUCUCGCUCUCGCAGCCAGGGCCGUGGCAGGAGAUCAAGAUCCUUCUCUCCACGCCGCUCUCGUUCUCCUAGAAGAUCUAGAGCCCUUACCCCCAAGAGGUCAAGAUCUCGAUCAAAGUCCAGAUCAAGGUCUACGUCACAUUCUCAUGCAAAGACCAGGUCUGGUUCUGUGGGCAGAUCCAAGUCUGGUUCCCCCACGAGGAGCUGUUCAAAAUCUAAAGCUUCACCUCAAAAACUAAGCCACUCUACCUCGAGGAGUCCUCGUCGAAGUGACAGCUCGGAGAGGGACGACUGAACUUGGGAAGUUUUUUGUUUCUUUAUGUUAGCAUCUCUAGUGACUAAGUUCUUUGUAAACCCAUUGUAUUGUAUCAUUUGAACAUAUGUGGUGUUGUUAAUUUCCUCCUGAGGCAUAUUACUGACGUUUCAAGAAGAAGCAAUGGGGACCCAGUUUGGAAUGCUUUUGUGUUUGUGUUUUAGAAAUAGUUGUUGGUUAAUAAAGUAUAUUUGAUUUAAAA
Messenger RNA from Oncorhynchus kisutch (coho salmon), 1017 nucleotides. Its product is annotated as serine/arginine-rich splicing factor 7. The record is from RefSeq and is a predicted model, not a curated record. The coding region runs from base 81 to 797 and encodes 238 amino acids. The transcript has 9 exons. Gene Ontology annotation, molecular function: zinc ion binding; RNA binding. NCBI's taxonomy places the organism in Eukaryota, Metazoa, Chordata, Actinopteri, Salmoniformes, Salmonidae.